Messenger RNA from Dentiscutata erythropus, 154 nucleotides. The record is from the annotation of a GenBank genome assembly. Lineage: Eukaryota; Fungi; Glomeromycota; Glomeromycetes; Diversisporales; Gigasporaceae.
AGGAGAACGAGUUAUUGAAAAAGAGAACCGAACAAUUGCAAAAUUAUCAAAAUUAAGUAUCAGAGAUAUUGACCUGGAAACAUCCGUAUUUUUUUCUAUUAUCGCAAGCGUUCAGGCAAAUUCUUAUUGUGAUAUUUUAUCAUAUGAUUGCCAC